Messenger RNA from Colletotrichum orchidophilum, 1107 nucleotides. RefSeq lists its product as uncharacterized. The record is from RefSeq and is a predicted model, not a curated record. The transcript is spliced from 2 exons. Lineage: Eukaryota; Fungi; Ascomycota; Sordariomycetes; Glomerellales; Glomerellaceae. Bases 1 to 1107 code for a protein of 368 amino acids. Gene Ontology annotation, molecular function: protein binding.
AUGGCCUACAUUCAGACGACAGAUGAGUUGACGAUCGAGCUACACCCCUCCUGGGAUGCUGCUCUCAUAGUCGCUCACAACAACACCCGGAAGAAAUUCCUCGUUUCCUCUCCCGUUCUGAGAGUCACUUCCAAGUACUUCAACGCUCUAUUCGCGUCCCAAUUUGAGGAAGGGACCAAGAUUCAGACAGGACUGAAGCCCGACAUCACUCUGCCUGACGCCAACCUCGAAGCCAUGGAGAUCAUUCUCUCCAUUCUACACUAUAAGUACCAAGACGGUUGGUACACUCUGAGUGCCAAGAUGUUUGCAGUCGUCGCCAUGCAUUGCGAAAAGUUCUUUUGUGCCACGUCUCUUACACCGUGGGUGAACCAGUGGCUCGCCAACUUUGGACAGAUGGAGUGUGGGGACAUUGGUUACCUCUUGGUAGCAACUGCCACUCUCGGCGAGGGGGCUAAUUUCCAAAAGAUGUCCAAAGCUGCUGUUUUACAGCUCCCAUUGGACUUUGACUUCGAGGCUUGGUCCACAGAUGAGGUCUUAUCUGCCCUACCUGACGGUGUCGUUCGCAGCAUAACGCGGAAGAUGAGGGGGGUUCAGCGACGUCUUUACUCUCUCCUACAGGAAAUCAUCAUCGACCUUGGGCGGAACCAAUCCGAGAUUGGCCGAAUGGACAGUUCCCGCUGCAGCAAGUGUCUACGCGUAUAUAAGAGGGACCGGAACACCUAUUGUCCAAACUGCGAGCCUCUCAACGGCGAAGUGCCUGGAGGAUGUGACUUUCCAGUCUUCUGUUCUUCAGAAACACGCGUGGCUGAGUGCACACUCAUGUUCACCAAGUAUCAGCUAUACCCUAACGAGAAGGUAUGGCGUAACGGCACAAUCGCCGAAAUCGCCCGCCGGUUCAACAUGGUCAGAGAGACGAGCACCCAUCGGUGUGACCUCGAUCAAAACUGUCCCUUGAAGAAGCGACUGAGCGAGCUGGACGACGCGGUGGUUGGAGUGAUUGAUAGUAUUCGGGGCUGGAAGCUGAAGCCUAUUGCGACAGAUGAAGCUACCGCCAAUGCUAAUGGCGAGAACGAGGCCAUCAAGGAGGUAGAUUGCGAAGGCCGGUAG